Macadamia integrifolia is the source of this 1453-nucleotide messenger RNA. RefSeq lists its product as uncharacterized. The record is from RefSeq and is a predicted model, not a curated record. Lineage: Eukaryota; Viridiplantae; Streptophyta; Magnoliopsida; Proteales; Proteaceae. The annotation marks the transcript as partial. The transcript has a single exon.
AAGCUUUCUGGCUGUAUAAACUGAGAAAGCCGGAGAGAAUUAUUCUCUCUAACCCUCUUCCACUAAUCUGAAUCUUUCUUAUCAACAAAACCCAUUUCCUUUCUUUGCGAAUCUACUCUUCUUUGAUUCAACUUUAUCCUGGACUAAUAGAUUCUACCCUUGACAAUUACAAGAAAAAGAAAAAGUAGUAGAGGAGAUGAAGGGUAUGAAGGGAAGAUUCCUAAAGAAACUGAAAUCGAUUCGACCCAUCACUCCCUUGAAAUCCAAUCGAGUUCUUCAGCUAAAUGCCUCAGAUGGGUUCUUAGAUUCCUUCUAUCCCCAGUGCACCAAUUGGGUACCUCAGAAUCCACCCAUCUGCAAAGAACAAGAUGGAAAGAUCAAUCAAAGCAAUAUUUCAAACGUGGAACCUGAAAUUAUCGACAUCUCAGAGCUCAUGAAAGACCUUGAAGAAGAUGAAGAAAUUGAGUUGGGCGAAGAAGAAGAUGUUGGCGAUAAAGAAAAUAUUGGGCUUCCGGUAAAGCCGAAAGACAUGUUUUCUCUGAAGCAAAGUCGAAAUCCAGAGGCACCCAUUAUCUUAUCAGAGCCCGCAAGCUGUCAUCUUCGAAAUGGCCCAUUGUCGGAGCUGGACGUGUCAUCUCUCCGGCGACCUGACCUUCUACCUGUCGAUCACAAUUCACAUAUUCAAGAGUCAUCAUCACAGUCUGUAAUACGUCCAGGCCCCUUAUCAGAGAUAGACAUCUCGUCUUUUCGGCGACCAGAACUGAAUUCAGGGGGGAACCUCUUUGAUCCAAACCUUCUUACAGUAUUUGAGAAGGGAGUGAUGGAUCACGUUAGAGCCUUUGAAGCUGGGAGAAAAGCUAGAGCUCUUGAAGCAAUGGAUACGAAAGAAAGAAAAGCUGAACCUGAACCUCCAUUGAAAUCUUGCGGGAUGGAAGACAAACCCCUCUUGGGAUUCGAAUCGAAGUGCCCACCUGGAGGAAGUGAUACUGUGAUUCUAUACACGACGAGCCUUAGAGGAAUAAGAAAGACAUUUGAGGAUUGCAAUAGCAUUAGAUUUCUGUUGGGAAGCUUCAGGGUUUUGUUCUAUGAGAGAGACGUGUCAAUGCAUUUGGCGUUCAGGGAGGAGUUAUGGAGGAUCUUGGGAGGCAGAGUAGUCCCUCCAAGGUUGUUCAUAAAAGGAAGGUACAUUGGGGGAACUGAGGAGGUGAUGGGCUUGCACGAGCAAGGCAAAUUGAGUCAGCUCUUGCGGGGAUUGCCAGCUUAUCAGAACGAAAGCCGGUGUGAUGGGUGCGCGGGAAUACGGUUUGUGCUCUGUUUCAGUUGCAGCGGCAGUCGGAAGAUCAUUCCUGAAGUGGAGGAUGAGGAAGAGGAGGAGGAGGAGGAGGAGGAGGAGGGGUUGCCCAUCAGAUGCCCUGACUGCAAUGAGAAUGGAUUAAUUAUAUGCCUCUAUCUC